AUGAUCUCCAUUCAAGUUGGCUGGAACGGGGAAUCUCCCUCUACAUACCGACAAAGAUCCUCAGUUGUGCAUGGCUGGCUCACCAAGAUACGCGGAACACUCAUAGAUAACGAAAGGGAGCGUCAGAAGGGUAUCAAGGAGAUUAAGCGAGCAAGAAAGAUACAUGACCUGGGUCUUCAGCCUAAACGUCCUCUUCUUUCCUUGUUCGGCGGGUCUUCCAAACCUCAGCCGAGCCGUGCGACAGGUGGUAAAGGUGAGGCCGCACUGAGGCCCCUCGCCCGCCGGCAUACAAUGCCUGGGUCCACGAGGCAUGAUUCGCACGCGAAGACGAGCGGCGAUGCGAUGAAGUCAGGCGCUCGGCCCACGAGGCAAUCUUCUUCUGCUCGUCCGCAUCAUCGUCCCAGUGGACCUUCCUACCGCUCGGGCGAGCGGCCGCGAGCGAUGGAGCAUCGUCAUGGUGAGCGGCCUCAGACUAGAGAACCCUCCAGGGAACGUCCACGUGCCAUCGAGCCGCCUAGACGCAGAGCUACCACGGGUGGCACGCAUUCACCGGCCGGACGUCGCCCAACUGCUCACAAAGAGACCAUUCGACCGGCGUCGUCGAACCAAGUCGUUGUGGCGACGCGCACUCCAUUGCGGCAGCCGCCAACUCCGAGUCGCCGUCCAUCGGCGAAGCGUUAA
This is a messenger RNA of Peniophora sp. CBMAI 1063, 681 nucleotides long. Lineage: Eukaryota; Fungi; Basidiomycota; Agaricomycetes; Russulales; Peniophoraceae. The record is from the annotation of a GenBank genome assembly.